CUGUACGACGAAGAACAGAAAUCCAAAGUUAUGACCGGAAGUUAGAUUUUUCAACCAAACUCACGCUAUUAACGAAGCCUGGUUCUUCACAGAUAACAGCAGUUUCUCUCUGGAGUCUUCAACUUCGUUUUCUUGGUUUAGACAUGAAAAAACAAGACACGGAAGAGUCUCCCAGCAUUACUGGUAGUGAGGAUUCUCCACCUACAGGUGAAGUCUCCGAGGCACCUCCACCUCCUGCUCCACCUGCGGCUCACCCGACUACAGACGGCUCGGACAGCAACAGCCCCAACAGGGCCGAAUCACAGAGCCCACGCGCAAAAACCCCUCCACAAACCAACGAGGGUGGGAAUGAAGUUGCCCAGUCUCAGUGCGACAUGGCAGAGGAGCUGAGCCGGCAGCUGGAGGAUAUCCUCAGCACCUACUGCCGGGAGAGCCUUCGGGACGACGCUGGUGCCUUGCUCAACGGCCAGUCACACAGCCCGGUGCUCAAUGGGUUGACUGGAGAGAAGGAAGACGACAAAUCAGUGGAGGGCAAGGUCAACGGAGCAGAGAAGGAGCAGAAGAAGACCCAGGAGAAGAAGAAAGUGAAGGGUCUCGGCAAAGAGAUCACACUCCUCAUGCAGACUCUGAACACUCUGAGCACGCCUGAGGAAAAACUGGCAGGCCUCUGCAAAAAGUAUGCCGACCUGGUGGAAGAGCAUCGUACCACCCAGAAACAGAUGAGGGCGCUGCAGAAGAAGCAGAGCCAGCUGGUGCAGGAGAAGGACAACCUGAGGAACGAGCACAGCAAGGCCAUCCUGGCCCGCAGCAAGCUGGAGAGCCUCUGCAGGGAACUGCAGAGACACAACCGCACGCUCAAGGAGGAAGGGAUCCAGAGGACCCGACUAGAGGAGGAGAAGAGGAAGGAGGUGACGUCCCACUUCCAGGCGACGCUGAACGACAUCCAGACUCAGAUGGAGCAGCACAACGAGAGGAACGCCAGCCUGCGACAGGAGAACGCCGAGCUGGCCGAGAAACUCAAGAAGCUCUACGAGCAGUACAAGCUGCGGGAAGAGCACAUAGACAAAGUGGUGAAGCACAAAGACCUGCAGCAGCAGCUGGUGGACGCCAAGCUGCACCAGGCGCAGGAGAUGCUGAAGGAGUCGGAGGAACACCACGACCGGGAGAAAGACUUUCUGCUGAAGGAAGCCGUGGAGUUUCAGAGGAUAUGCGAGUUGAUGAAGCAGCAAGAGGUUCACCUCAAACAGCAGCUGUCGCUGUACACGGAAAAGUUCGAGGAGUUCCAGACCACCUUGUCUAAGAGCAACGAAGUCUUCACCACCUUUAAGCAAGAGAUGGAAAAGAUGACUAAAAAGAUCAAAAAGCUGGAGAAGGAGACGGCGAUGUACCGCUCCAGGUGGGAGAGCAGCAACAAGGCUCUGCUGGAGAUGGCUGAGGAGAAAGCCGUGCGGGACUGGGACUUCGAGGCGCUUCAAGGUAAAGUCCAGCGGCUCGACAAGCUGCGGCGGGCGCUCAAAGUGGAACGAAACGAGCUGAGGAAGAAGGUCCAGAACCUGAAUGGGGACAGCGGCGCCGGAGGGGCCCCCGCCUCCGACCCCGGGACCGACUCCCCCUCGCCCCCACCCACAGACUCUCUGCUGGAACCCAGCAGCUGUCCCGUCGCAGACUCCGCUUCCUGUCACUGCGGCCCGCGGCCGGACACAGACGCCCCGCCUCUUCCUGCGCUGGAAUGAAGCAGGGGCCACCCGCCGCUUCCUCCUUCCCCCCUCCAUGUUCAAACCACCAGCCUGCAAGCCGCUGCUCCUCUGCUGGAACGACAACAGUUAGCUUCUAACAGCGCAGUUAGCUUGUGUCUUUCCACUCUGACGUGUCGACUCUCUAGACUCAGCAGUUCCUCUGACAGUAGAACCUCGUGAUUCACUUCAAACUUUAGGGUGUGAACGUGUGCAGCUGGUGUUAGCAUGUCGACUAGAGCAGGGCUUAUGGAGCUGUUUGGGUCGACACAAGUCAAACUGGUUGUUGGAGAGAAGAGAUUGUUAGCCUGUGUGUGUGUUCGGGGUUUUGUCUUAGUGAUGGAAAGGGUUUCGUUCUAAAAGACAUUUUCCACAUUGACUUACUUUUUUUUUGUGCGUCACAACAUCUGUAAGAGGUUCUAUUGAAUUAAUAAGGGAAAUUUUGGGGGUUCUUUUUCUUCUGGCCACUUACAUUUUUUAUUUUUUGUUUUGACUUUUCUUUCUGGAAAGUUCUGGACGCUGCAUUUACUUUUUGUUCCUUUAUUUUUAUUUUUUUUCUGCCAUUUUUUUUUCUUUUUUUUUUACCCUGGCCCGUUUCUUUUUUACGACGGAGUAUUAGGGCCACUUUAAGAAAAUGUAAAAAUAACAAUAAAUAAAAUUAUGACAAUAAAAUCAUAAUAUGACUCAUAUUAUUUCAACUUUAUUGUCAUAUUAUUAUGACUUUAUUUUGAAUAUUAUGACUUUAUUCUGUCAUUAGUAUGGCCCUAAUACUCCAUUGUAAUUUCCUGAUCACGUUCCUUUUUUUUGUUUUAUUACAUAUUUUUUCCAUUUAAUUUUCAUAUUUCUUAAUAUCUAAAUACUACUAUUGCUUUUUGUUCCCUUUGUUUUUUUUCUUGCGCCCUUUUUUCCAAUUUUGUCACAUUCCUGUUUUCCAUUAUUGAAGGUUUUGCUAAUUUUCACUUUUUUCUCGGCUUCAUGAAACUUUUCAUUUUUGUUUUGAUUUCAUUUUCCCUUUUUUGUUGUUGUUGUUUACUCUUUUCUCAUGCCCCUAUUUCUUUUGUCCUGGCUGCUACAUCUUUACUUUUGUUUCUGGCUCCAUAGAUUUGUAUUUAUUUUAUUUUUUUGUGUGCGACACUAUACAUAAUUUCUAUUUUCUCCCCCUCUAGUCCCCUUAAAAUUAAAAAUCAGAUUUUCCACUCCUUAAUCUUUUCAAGUGAUCCCCUCUGAUGCUUAUAAUGCCCUCUCCCCCUCUUCUCCUAAUUUAAUCUGCUCUCAGUCAGUUUUAUUUAGGUUCGUUUAGAAUAUGUGAAAGUCACUUCAGACUCCAUUUAACUAAAUUUGUCAGUACUGCGUCUUGGAUGUCGUGUUUGUCUGUUCCACACUCUGAUGAUGGCAGUAGCUUGUAAUCAGGUUUCAAUCAAGGGAAUGUUCAAGUACCUCUAUGCAACGCUUGCAUCUUGGUUUUAUUCUAAGGCAGUCUCAACUGAUCAGCACUUAGCUUGAAUGUAUGUUCAUUUGUGUAUGUAUAUACUUUAAAACUCGACUAGAUGCUUCACAGCAGAAGGCCUUCUUGUGGGAUGGGGUCAAUUUACUCCCUUAACGUAGAGCAGCUCUCGUCACCUGGGUUCGAGUUAUUCAUCGCAUCUUUCUAAUGCUUUUGAAAGGUCCACUGACUGAGCCAAAUGGGGGGAAAUGGAGUAAUGUUUUUUUUUUCUUUUUUACUUCUGAAAUGUUUCACUCACUAACAUGCCAGUUUCUCACCUGUAUGACUAAUGACUAUGAAUAUGUAGCUAUGGUAAAGUGGUGACAACUAAAGCAGAAAUGUCUACGCUUCCUUUCUUCCGUCAUCCCACAAGGACGCAUUCAUCGUUAUCCGCUUCAUUUGGGCAUAAGAAGGAACCAAAGAUGUUUCCUUUUGUCUUUUUUGCAGUACUUUUAUCUGUCCCUGUAUAUUUUUCUUGUUCAAUAAAAGAGCAGUGUAUGUUUGAGUUAA
Xiphophorus couchianus (Monterrey platyfish) is the source of this 3726-nucleotide messenger RNA. It is a transcript of the gene txlna, whose product is annotated as taxilin alpha. The record is from RefSeq and is a predicted model, not a curated record. The transcript is spliced from 11 exons. Bases 144 to 1733 code for a protein of 529 amino acids. NCBI's taxonomy places the organism in Eukaryota, Metazoa, Chordata, Actinopteri, Cyprinodontiformes, Poeciliidae. Gene Ontology annotation, molecular function: syntaxin binding.